AGCGAAAACGAUCAAUGCGAUCUUUGCAAUACAGAAGAAAACGCGAAUCACAUCAUAAUAAACUGUAAAAAGUAUGAUAUCUCAAGAAGGAAAUACAAAUCCAUCACCAACGCCCCAGACCUCCAGAGCAUACUCAAAGAGAACAAGACAAACAAAUUGAUAGAAAUCUACGAGUUCACCAAGGAAAACAACAUAGACAUUUAAACACAAACAAACACUCAUAUAUUAUAAGUAACAAUAAGAAUGUACAACUUUACCAUAUACUAUUAUGGUAUGAUACAUCCUUAUAGAACAGGAUAAUACUCUAUCCUAAAUAAGAGUAAACAAAACCAGAACAAAUUAAACCAACGACAAAAAUUCAAAUUCAAACAAACUAGUAAUAUAAGAGUAUAUGUAUAUUGUGUGUAGACGUCAAAUGACGUUUGGCCUUGUGGCUUGAAAAGGCUGGGGCCGUAAAGCUUUAAAAUAAAAAAAAAAAAAAAAAAAAAAAAAAAAAAAAUUUCCCCAAAAAGAUGUUUUUAUUGAGAAAUUCCCUACGAUUGUGCCCCAGGAUCCUUCAAGCAUCUUCGGAGAGUCAUAAACUAAUACGACGAGAUGUAAAACGCUGGGUUGCUCCGACCCUUAAGGAACUUCGGCGGCGGAGGGAGAAAGUAGGUCCUGAACCACUGCGUCCACGUUCAUCUCACUUAGAGUGGAACUACAAGGCGGAGAUCUUUGCCUUUGGAAGUCGCCUGCAUGAGAAUUUUGAUGAAAAACUUCUACGACAAGCAUUUACACAUCGUUCUUACAUAAUUCAGGAAGAAAUGAAACAGAAGGAAGUUGGCAUAGAACAGCCAGAUGUGGGAAUGCUGGAUAACCGUGAAAUGGUGCAGGAAGGGGAUGAACUAAUAGGGAGAUAUCUCGAUCAAUACAUUGAGAGUACAAUGCCAAAAAUCCCUCUUGAGGGAAGAAUUUCCAUCAGGGAGUACCUCAUGAAGGAGGAAAACCUUGCUCACAUCUCUAACCACAUUGGUACAAGAGAUCUCAUCCUUUCAGCUGAAUUUCCUGUCACAAAUUCAACACUGGCGGAUACUUUCAAAGCUGUUGUGGCUGCUCUGGAGCAGACAAGUGGCUCUGAGAGGGCAAGCACAUUUGUCCGGGACUUUGUGUUCACACAGCUCAAUCAGAAAGAUCUAGAAGAGAUUUGGCAAGUGCAGAACCCAUUGCAAUAUCUCACGGAAUACUGUUCUAGGAACAAUUUGGGAGACGUAGAGCCACGUUUAAUUGGAGAAUGUGGAAGGAACACCAUCCUGGCUGCCUAUCACGUUGGAAUCUACUGCAAUCGCGAAUUGCUUGGCACGGGAUUUGGAGAGAAUAUUGACAUAGCCAUAGAGGAGGCUGCCAGAGACAGCUUAAGGGAUAUUUUUAACACGCAAGCUUGGCGACAACCUAUCAACUUCCAGGAAUGUCCACCACCGAAUACCCAGUAAAAGGAUAAAGUGUUACUUAAGAAAGAUUAGAUUUAUACAAUUCCGGAGAAUAUUUAGAGAUUAAAGAGGAAGAAUGUCACCUCA
Molecule: messenger RNA, 1553 nt
Organism: Lutzomyia longipalpis
Lineage: Eukaryota; Metazoa; Arthropoda; Insecta; Diptera; Psychodidae
Gene: mRpL44
Product: 39S ribosomal protein L44, mitochondrial
Exons: 2
Coding region: 513-1469 (318 amino acids)
Biological process (GO): rRNA processing; regulation of gene expression; primary miRNA processing
Cellular component (GO): nucleus
Molecular function (GO): double-stranded RNA binding; ribonuclease III activity
Source: RefSeq, a predicted model, not a curated record